UAUUCAAAAAGUUUGAGGUUAGAAUGCUCUGUUUAUGCUUUGUUAAGUUAUUUAAUAGGUAUUUAUUUAAUUUCGUAUUGUGAAAAUAUGGUUGUGACAAUGUCGACACGAAAAAGACGUUGGUUAUCAAAAAUAUAUAGUGACUCUCAAGAAACCAACACCGAUACUGAUAUUUCAUGGAGCAGUUCUGAUUCCAACACUGAAGACACCACACAUAGCUUUCCUCGAAAGAAAAUGAAAGUCACAAGGUGGCUCGAAUUACACGACCUCGAAAACAGAGUAAGAAACGUGAACAUGACUCCACCUCGGCAAAUCGACGUAUUCUUAGAAUCGCCUGUAAUUGGUGAAAUAAAACCCGAAGAUCAGUCCCCAAUUCUCACCCAACGUGAGUUCAGUUUUAGCCAAGAACAGUCCCCAAUCAUCCCCAGGCAGAGAAUUGUCAAAAAAAUCAGGUGGCGACGAAGUAAGAAAAAAAAUGAAACGAGAACUCAAAUUAUUAACGAGGACUCUAAUUCCCCAUCUAACACUCCGACACAAGACAUAGCCCCCGUCUCAAGCCAACACAUCUCAGAAGUGAUCUCAAACGCCUCCAGUUCGCACUCUGACCCCAAGGCUUUGUACCAUCAGCCCCCUCCUCGGAGAAAACGCCCCAGAAAGGGUACUCUCGCUGAUCAGUUACAGAAAGCUGUAAAAUUGCAAAGUAGCAGUUGUGCUAUUUGGCAACACGAAAUGUUUUUAAGUAAAACAAAAGGGGAAGAAAAUGGGGAGGAAACAGAGUGUCAUGGAAGGGAAGGAGAUUUAUUCCCUAAAGUUGGCAUUCCUGGACUUGAAAAUUACAGUAAUUUUCUUGUAACUGUGGGUUUGCACAACCCUUCAAAUAUUGGUUUUCAGCCAAAUGAAACAUAUCGAAUUUUUCCGCCUUAUUUAACUAAACUCGUGACAUAUGAGUCAAAACAAACCCUUUGUUUCAUAGYUGGAUGUAGGUUUCUGUCUUUGUAAAUUGUCCUUGGCAAAAAAAUGAAAUAAAAAGAGUCCCGAGUUU
Molecule: messenger RNA, 1042 nt
Organism: Tribolium madens (black flour beetle)
Lineage: Eukaryota; Metazoa; Arthropoda; Insecta; Coleoptera; Tenebrionidae
Exons: 2
Coding region: 88-999 (303 amino acids)
Source: RefSeq, a predicted model, not a curated record